Molecule: messenger RNA, 7485 nt
Organism: Entelurus aequoreus (snake pipefish)
Lineage: Eukaryota; Metazoa; Chordata; Actinopteri; Syngnathiformes; Syngnathidae
Gene: ccdc34
Product: coiled-coil domain containing 34
Exons: 8
Coding region: 737-1711 (324 amino acids)
Source: RefSeq, a predicted model, not a curated record
GACAUCUGGAGGGGCAGGCUGGACAAAACACGCCUGUCUGAAAAGCAACGAAGGUUUUUAAAAAAUGUUUUUUAAAUUUUUUUCAGUAAACGAAAAGCUACAGACAACACUCUAAACAACAUCCGUGUGGUUAGCUAGCAUAGCAGCCAUGCUAGCUCGCUGCUAUGCUAGCUGCGUGUUGACGUUACCGUGCGCUGAAGACGUGCGCCUCUCCUUCGACGGAGCCUGACUCUGGUCCACAAAGACGUUCCGAGAAAGGUCCUCCAAACGUCUUCUGAUAGUUUCUGGUGAUGCUGGAUGAGGUGUCUUGGAGAGCCUGCGGAGGUGGCAUUUUUCCUCGGGCGGUUUCUGAACUUGUCCUGCUACCAUUCUGCCUGCGAGCUGGCGACUGCUGAGCCUCAUGUUGGUGAUAGUGCUGAACCGCAGACCCUUAGAGGGGUGCAGCUGAGGCCAGGGCAGGGCUACAACACAACAGACGACUUUCUGCACGUGCUGGUGGCUGAGUAUCCUCACAUUUUAUUGCCUUUCUAAGGAAGUGUGAUUGCAUCACAAUCAACAGACACAUCAUGGAAAAGCGCUCUCACGGAAUACCGCAGAGCUUUGUGAAAACAGUCCAAACUCAUUUUGACACGCCCGCUGUAUUUAGGCAGAUGAUGUGAAGUGACGCCAUGCAAGCCGCAGCUGCUGGAUAACAACAGAUUUGCAUUAAUCAGCAAAAGAAAACGACUAGUAAGUAAUGUCUGGAUGGUGUCAGCCUUCCUGCCCUUCUAUUGUGACUAAGGACUUCACCUCAGACUUCACCUCAACUCCUAUCAAGGAAAAUGAGAGAAAACAUGUCCACGCGACGGGAGACCUGGGGGCCAACGACGUCCUAUCCGAGGACGACGACACUUUUUCCCUUCUGUCCCCCAUUUAUCAUGAUAGUUAUGAGAGUGAUGAAGACGCCGAGCUCAAUACAACGCAUCAGACAUCCCUUAAAGACACACAAGAACGCAGUGUUUCUUCACUCAGAUGUGAUUUGCAAAAGUCACCUUCAGAGCAUAUGGGACCUGAAGCCCUCAGUGCAUGGGAAUUGUGGCUGGUUAAAAAAAUGAAAGAAGACCAACUCAGAUUGAAAAAGAAAACCGAAGAGGAGCGUUUACUGAAGGAACAACGAAAACGGCAAGAAAUUGAACGAGAGCGAAAAAGGCUCAUUGAAGAAAGAAAGAUUCUAGACUGGCAACAAAUGAAAAGAGAACAGGAAAGGCGUGAGCAUCUUCUGAAAAGAAGCAAAGAAGAAGCAGAGAUGCGACUACAACAGGAAAAACACAAAGAGGCCGAACAGAAAGCUCAACAAAAGUACAAAGAUUGGCUUCAGAAGAAGAAGAGGGAGAGGGAGGAAAAGGAAAAGCAAGAGAUUGAGAGAGCAUGUUUGAGGGAGGAGCAGGAGAAGAUGCGACGGAAGAAAGCAGAGGAGAACUUCAAUGAAUGGCUGGAAAAAGCCAAUGAAAAAUGCAGAACAACCCUUAAAUCACCUCAUCAUCCAAUACGUCCUUGGGAUUACAAUCACCCACCACCCAGCUUUUACAACCCAAUCCCAUGGAAGCCUAUCCACACUCCCCCUCCAGAAUCACCUCCUGAAAACACAUCUAGAAGGAAGCCUAACAAACAGCAAAAAAGAGGACCAAGCUUUGGUGCAUCAGGUCAUUUCAGAAACAUAGCACACAGAUAAAACAACACUGCCAUCUUUAAUAUGCCAAACAUGACUUAUUAGCCGAUAGGACUGAUAACUGGAACACAAAGUGGUGUACCCCAAAUGUUUUACUGUUGGGGUUUUAAGUGUAUGUCACCAUGAUUCUGACAGUUAUUAAAAUGUUUUUUUUUAGUCAGCUAAAUCAAGUCAGAAUGAGAAAGGCAAAAAAUUUUUUUGUUGCAUCAGUUAGAAGUGAAUACAGCUGCAUUUUAAACACAUAUAGAACGGUGGGUGGUCUAUGAAAAAAACAAAACGUUUCCAGUUGGAUUUUUUUUUCCUACCACAUUGAUGUGUCCGGUAUUGCUUUCACCAUCUUGAGGCAGACAUUUUAGAAACAAGUAAGGGCCAAAAAAAUGAACUCGUAUGAGAGGGAUUCUCUCACGUUAUGCAGAGACAGUUUUGGUGACCUGAACUAUGAAAUAUUGGCAUCUUUCCGCUUGAGCAGCACUGUGUUGAAUGUAGUUUGCACUGUUGGCUCACAUUCAGGUGGUCCUGUACUCACAAGGGGAUUAAGGGUGCUCAAAUAAAAUGUUCUACAUCAGAAUCACAAUUCUUAUCCAUUCCAAAUUCCAAAUCCAUCCAUCUUCAACCGCUUAUCCGGAAUCGGGUCGCGGGGACAACAGCUCCAGCAAAGACCCCCAGAUUUCCCUCUCCAGAGCAACAUUAGCGACUUCCUCCUGGGGAAUCCCGAAGCGUUCCCAGGCCAGAGAGGAGAUGUAAUCCCCCCAUCUGGUCCUUGGCCUGCCGCGGGGCCUCCUCCCAGUGGGACGUGCAACGAGGACCUCCCUAGGGAGACGCUCGUGAGGCAUCCGCACGAGAUGCCCGAACCACCUAAGCUGGCUCCUUUCCAAGCGAAGGAGCAGCGGCUCUACUCCGAGUCUCUCUCGGGUGACUGAGCUUCUCACCCUAUCUCUAAGGGAGAUGCCAGCCACCCUUCUGAGAAAACUCAUUUCGGCCGCUUGUAUCCGCGAUCUCAUUCUUUCGGUCAUGACCCACACUUCAUGACCAUAGGUGAGAGUAGGAAUGUAGAUAGCUCGGUAGACCAAGAGCUUUGCCUUCUGGCUCAGCUCUCGUUUCGUCACAACAGUGCGGCAGAGAGACUGCAAUACUGCCCCAGCUGCUCCGAUUCUCCGGCUGAUUUCCUUCUCCAUCUUUCCCUCACUCGUGAACAAGACCCCAAGAUACUUAAACUCCUCCACCUGGGACAGAGUCUCGUCCCCUACCUGGACUGUACAAUCCAUCGGUUUCCUGCUGAGAACCAUGGCCUCAGAUUUGGAGAUAUAUAUAAAUAUAUAUAAAUAUAUAUAUACACACACACACAGUAUAUAUAUAUAUAUAUAUAUAUAUAUACUGUAUGUAUAUAUAUAUAUAUAUAUAUAUAUAUAUAUAUAUAUAUAUACUGUAUGUAUAUGUGUAAAAAUGUAUAUGUAAAUGUGUGUGUGUAUAUAUAUAUAUAUAAAAAAGGGAAGACCGUUUACAAACAGUGAUAAACACCAACUUUAUCACACUGUUGAAAUUUCAUAAAAAUGUGUUUAGUGAGAAAAAACUACAAUAAAGAAAGACCCUUAAAAGUAAUUCAUGUGUCAACUAAUUCAGUGGCCAUUCCUCCUGCUGGAACACCAGCUCAACAGCAUCUUUGACAUCCUCCACCAAAAAGGAAGGCUCUGUGAGGCUAGGGUCAAAACGGAAGUCCCUAUGGCCGUGGAAGAUGUGCUGUUGGGUCACAGUUUGCGUGGUGUCUGGUGGCAGCUCCUUCUGGUCUUUGCUGUACACUCCCGUGCAAACCAGAAUGGAGCGGCACGCCUCGGGGAGAUCCACACCUGCCGCGAAUACGCCGGGCGCUCCGCCCAAUUCGGCUGACGUCAUUCCGGGCCCGUGGUCAACAGAUUCAGCACUAACUCCGUUCCGGUUAGCUUUCGUCUGAAAAUGCUGAGCAGCCUUGAGGUAGUGGUUGUAGAGGUUGGCGCCGUAUAUGUCGGCCAUAGGGUUAUCACUAUUAAGAAAAGUUGGUGUCAGCAGAUUGUACGGGUAAAGCUGGACGGACAGUGUCACUCACCCGAUUGCGUACAGCCUCUUCACAGGCGUGGCCCACCCAAGUCUCUCAGCCUGCUGCCUCACCAGCAACUCAGCGUAAUUAUAAGUCACCACGCUGGGUUUACCGAUCAAAGCCUCAUACUUGAGGUCAUGACCUGUGACUUUCUUGUACACACUCUCCAAGCACACCAGGAACAUGCCAUGACCAAACCUGUGAAGAAGGAACCAGUAGUGAUGUGCGGCUUGAUACUGAUAUCAUACCAAAUCUUAAUGCUCUAAUAUCGAUUCUCAAAUCAAAAUAUCGAUACUUUUGACACUUUAUUUUAGAUAACCUACGUCAUUAAUAGGGACACAGUGUAAAGCAACUAAAUCGUUGCGAUCUUGUCUAAAUGAAAAGUGAUUGGUUGGGAAAACACACACACACAGUCUAUUACACUACGCUAAUCUUACAUAGGCAAAAAAAAGCCUUGAUUUACUCAAUUCAUAGUAGUUCAUUCAUAAUCUAGGUGUCAUUAAACUUUACAUAGUAUUUGGAAUCAAACAGCCAUUGCAAAUUGUAUUUGUUUAAGGAAAUUACUGGCAAUUUAAAUGAGUCAUUCAGUGUUCUAAAAGAGCAAGUGUAUCCUUUUCAUUGUAGGCUAUUUGGAGACACUACAUACACAGUUGAAUAUAAAUAAGAUAACGAAUUCAGUGCCAUCGUAGCUUUUGCCCUGUGAUUUUAUAUUGUUUAAACAUGAUACCCCAAGAGGAGCAACAUUUGAUAUACACUUCUUUUUAAAUUUUACUGACACAUUAGAUAUAUUUGCACAAGUAUCGUAUUGGUAUCGUCGCCACGAGCCUAAAUUUUACUCGGUAUCGCACAUCACUAGGAACCAGGAUAGAAUGUAUAAGUCUGUCUUGCCCUUCAAUUUGAAAUUCUGUCCAUUGUCCACAAUCUUAGACAAUAACACAAAUCUUUCCCUUUUAUGUGCAUUCUAAAUAGCGAAAAACUGCAAGUACGAAGCGGCUAACAAUGCAGGUAAUAGGAUUUAUCGACUCUGCCUAUAAAGUGCUCUAAAAAACCUCCAAAAACUGCCAACAUUGAUCCAUUUACAUGCUGCAACCAAGUUAUAUAGCGUCAUCGUUAUUGUAAGACCUAAAACUGAGGAACUAUUUUUCUGGCGUCACCUUGCUCACACUGCUCCUUCGACUACUAGCGAGCUUGAGCUGCUAUUAACGUUAGUUGUGACCCGCCAUAAAAUAAAGGAGCUAGAGCUGCUUCUGAGCUUUAUUGCAUUUGAGUUAGUAAAAGUUAAUGCUAGAUUAUAAAUCAUGCAUCUCACCUGUGUAGUAGAAGGUUGUGGCACCAAGCUAAGAAGUUGCUCAACUUUGAAAAUCCACACAUUACAAACUUAAUACGGCUCUCAACAAAUAGAGCAGGAAGCAUUUUUUUAAAUCUAAAGAUUGAGGAUUAUUCUGAAUGUAUUUGCUUAAGGACAGCACAAGAGCUGAAAGAUACAUUCAUCCCAUCAGUCGGCAUCCCAGUGAGAGCGGACAAUGUAAGUCACCGUUUUAUGUUCUUAUUCAAAACGUUUGGCAAUAGUGCUACAUGAUAACACUCCAAGGCGCUCACGAAGUCGGCCCUUAGUAGUGGCAAACAAGAAAGUUGACAUUGUUUUCAUGUUUGUUGUUAUGCGCUCAGGAAAUUAUUUUAUUCUUAGUAAUGCUUACAAUAAGAAUAACACUUUAAAUAUUACAUGUUAUCAUGAAUGUGCCUGCUACUGCGUUACAUACCGUAUUUUUCGGACAAUAAGUCGCUCCGGAGUAUCUCGCACCGGCCGAAAAUGCAGAAUGAAGAAGGAAAAAAACAUAUAAGUCGCACUGUAGUAUAAAUCACACUUUUUGGGGAAAUGUAUUUGAUAAAACCCAACACCAAGAAUAGACAUUUGAAAAGCAAUUUAAAAUAAAUAAAGAAUAGUGAACAACAUGCUGAAUAAGUGUACGUUAUAUGACGCAUAAAUAACCAACUGAGAACAUGCCUGGUAUGUUAACGUAACAUAUUAUGGUAAGAGUCAUUCAAAUAACUAUAACAUAUAGAACAUGCUAUACGUUUACCAAACAAUCUGUCACUCCUAAUAGCUAAAUCCGAUGAAAUCUUAUACGUCUAGUCUCUUACGUGAAUGAGCUAAAUAAUAUUAUUUGAUACUUUACGGUAAUGUGUUAAUAAUUUCACACAUAAGUCGCUCCUGAGUAUAAGUCGCACCCCCGGCCAAACUAUGAAAAAAACUGCGACUUAUAGUCCGAAAAAUACGGUACAUACUAACAGCAUGUAUAUAAAACAGUGUUGGAGGUUUUUAGAUGGUUACCUGCCUCGUUAGCAGCCUCUUACUAGCAGUUUUUCACUAUUUGACGCUCUGAUAAGGGAAAUACAUGUGUGCUCUUGUCUCUCAUAAGGAUUGUGGAUAAUGGGCAAAACAAAACAAAAAAAGUGCAGUUCCCCUUUAAGAGCACGCUGUCGCGCUACCUAGGAUUUUUGGCCUCAGCCAUCCAGAGCAGGUCCAUGUUACAGGCCAGCACCGGGAUGUGAGGGUACUGCACGGAAUUCCAAUUCCUGCCUGGGUUUCCGUGAGUUAGAAGGACAUCAACGAAUAGCUGGAGGUUGGUCUCCCAUCUGAUGGGCUCACCAAAUAAAAUGACAGCUGGUGAAGAGAAAACAUGUAUUUAUUCUUCAGCAACCACAUCAGCAGUGUUGGCUAUAUGCUUAAACAUACCAUCUAUUGGCCUUUGUAAGCCUUUGGAGGGUGGAAUCUGGGAAAACAAACAGUGAUCUUUCUAAUGACUGACUCACAAUGACAUGAGCAGUAAUAUCUUUGACCAUUCUUUCGUACAUGGACCCAUUUUCAUAUUUGUGGCUAACAUUUAACAAUGUUAUAAUAAUCAGGAGCAUUGUGUUAGUUGCUGCGGUAGAAUCUUGGUUAAAUACUGCCAUGCUGUUAUUUUGAAGCUUACAUUGCACUGAACAGGAUGUGACUUCAUGUUUUAAUGCUGAGUGACUGGACAGUAGUUUUUUAUGGAUUUAAUACAUGUGUAAAUAAACUAAAAAAUUGUAUUUCAUUUUGACACUCUGGAGUAUUGUGUGUAAAAUGUGGGGAAAAAGACUAGGACUUUAUGAGUUGAUGGACUUAAAACGUGCGCCAUUGUACACUAUAACGUGUCAAUCAUUAUAAUAGGUACAAAACUGAAAAUUAAUGGUGCCCAAAGCCCUACAGCCCAUUGACUUGAGCAAAGUUCAACAGCCAGUUAGCCAGACACACAGCAGGCUUACACACACACACACACGCAUCCACAGAAAUAUACCCCACACACAUACCCCAACCCCAUCCAAUGCCCUUGACACGAAUCCCUUAGGGGUGAUGGAUGGCUGGGCUGUGCCUGAAGAGGUGCAGCCUGCCACCGUGGCCCCCACUCCCUCCCCUCUGUUGCUAGUCUCGAGAUGUAUGUUGUAAUAUGUAUAUGUGCUUUGUUAUGGAGGUUUUUGCCCAGUCUAGAUUGUAUUUUUUUUACUCAUCCUCCCCAAGCGUUGACCUUUUUCCCAUCUUUUACGGGGCGCCUUGUGGCGACCCAUCAGCGUUUCUGUUCUGUAACCCUGUACACUGUUUGUCUAAUUUUGAACGGGUUUGUGCUGAAAACAAAGUUUCGUUGUACUUGUGCAAUGACAAUAAAGACCUACCUACCUACCA